Amphiprion ocellaris (clown anemonefish) is the source of this 2809-nucleotide messenger RNA. RefSeq names its product triokinase/FMN cyclase (gene tkfc). Gene Ontology annotation, molecular function: glycerone kinase activity; ATP binding. The record is from RefSeq and is a predicted model, not a curated record. The transcript is spliced from 17 exons. NCBI's taxonomy places the organism in Eukaryota, Metazoa, Chordata, Actinopteri, Pomacentridae. Bases 329 to 1858 code for a protein of 509 amino acids. Gene Ontology annotation, biological process: glycerol catabolic process. Gene Ontology annotation, cellular component: cytosol.
CUGUGGGAGGAAGCCGGAGUACCCGGAGAAAACCCACGCAUGCACAGGGAGAACAUGCAAACUCCAUGCAGAAAGAUCCCGGGAAAGCUGGGACGUGAACCAGGGAUCUUCUAGCUGCAAGCCCCAGAGGAAGCUGAUAAACUCGGAGGACUCCUGUGUGGAUGAAGCUCUCUGGGGUCUGGUUCGGGCCACCGGGGGCCUCAGUCUGCUGAGGGGCCACAGAGUCGUGGUUCGCUCAGACCUCCAGAGCCUGAAGGGGAAGGUGGCCCUACUGUCUGGAGGAGGGUCGGGACACGAGCCGGCACACGGAGGUUACAUCGGUGCUGGGAUGCUGUCAGCAGCUGUAGCAGGAGGAGUGUUUGCGUCGCCGCCUCCUACCAGCAUCCUGGCAGCCAUCCUGUCUCUACACAACGCAGGAGCCUCUGGGAUCCUUCUGAUUGUGAAGAACUACACCGGCGACCGACUCAACUUUGGCUUGGCUGCAGAACAGGCUCGUAACCAUGGCGUCGCUGUCGACAUGGUGAUAGUCGCCGAGGACUGCGCCUUCGACCGACCCAGUAAAGCCGGAAGACGAGGCCUGUGUGGAACCGUCUUCAUCCACAAGCUGGCAGGCGCUCUGGCAGAAGAAGGCUGCUCAUUGGACCAGAUUGUUUCCAAGGUGACGGAGGUUUUGAAGGGGAUUGGGACUCUGGGGGUCAGUUUGUCUCCCUGCAGCGUUCCAGGAUGUCUGCCUUCAUUCGAGCUGCCGCCUGGAGACAUGGAGCUGGGACUGGGGAUCCACGGUGAACCUGGGAUCAGGAGGUCAAAGGUAUCUUCUGCAGAUGAAGUGGUGAGGACCAUGAUCGAGCACAUGACCAACCCCAACAGCCAAUCACAUCUGCCGCUGCAGUCAGGAGACACCGUGGUUCUGUGUGUGAACAACCUGGGAGCUCUGUCCUGUCUGGAGAUGUCUGUGGUCACCAGAGCCACCAUCAGCUGUCUGGAGGCCCGUGGCGUGGUGGUUGCCAGGACGAUGACUGGUUCGUUCAUGACAUCACUAGAGAUGGCGGGCGUGUCGCUGACGCUGAUGAAGGCUGACCAGGAAGUACUGACACUGUUUGAUGCUCGGACUAGCGCCCCCGCCUGGCCGAACCUCAGCAGCGUCAGUGUUAGCGGACGAAGCUGUGUCACAGAAGCUCCAGUCAUGAGCUCCAAACCACAGGACGACACCCAGAAUGAAGGCCCGCUGAGUCCUGUGAUGCGUAAAGCCUUAGAGAAGAUUUGUUCCACGCUGUUGGAGAAGCAGGAGGAACUGAACUCUCUGGAUCGUACUGCCGGGGACGGAGAUUGUGGUAACACUCAUGCUCAGGCAGCCAGAGCCAUUCAGGAGUGGCUCCAGGGUCAUGUGGUCCCUGGUUGCCCGGGGCGACUGCUGUCAAUCCUCGCCGGAUUGUUGGAGGAGAAGAUGGGCGGGUCUUCAGGAGCGCUCUACAGUCUGUUCCUGACCGCCGCCGCCGGUCACAUGACCGAGGGGCGGAGCAACACUGCAGCAUGGGCCACCGCAAUGCAUGCUGGGACACAGGCCAUGAGAAGGUAUGGAGGAGCUGAUCCUGGAGACAGAACGAUGUUGGAUGCUUUAUGUCCUGCAGUGGAUGAACUGAUGAAGCUGAAAACGGCGCCCCCUGCUGAACACAUGGCUGUACUGCAGGCUGCUGUUCAGAGAGCAGCCUCAGGGGUGGAGUCGACCCGUGACCUCACAGCGAGGGCGGGCCGAGCCAGCUACAUCGCAGCCGACCGGGUCACCCUGCCGGACCCCGGCGCCGUGGCCGUGGCCGCCAUCUUUACUGCCGUCAUGGAGACGCUGCAGACGGGAAGUUAGACGACAGAACCAGAAGCUCAGGAUCAGUUAGAACACUGGAACUACAAACAACUAACAGUUCUUUAUUUUAGUGGACAGAAAUUAGUAUUUUGGGUAGAAUAAACCUUUAAAACUACAAGUACUUGGAUGGAAAGUAACAUUUUGAGUGGAAUAAGCCAUGAAAACUCUAAAUAUUUGGAUGGAAAGUAGUAUUUUGGAUGGAAUAAAUCUUAAAAAUUACAAAAAUUUGGACAGAAAGUAGUAUUUUGGGUGGAAUAAACCAUUAAAAUUCUAAAUAUGUGGACAGAAAGUAGUAUUUGGGUGAAAUACGCCUUUAAAAUGAUAUGUACUUGUAAAGAAACUGGCAUUUUGAGUGGAAUAAACCAUUAAACUCUAAAUAUUUGGAUGGAAAUUAAUAUUUGGGGAUGGAAUAAACCUUUAAAACUCUAAAUACUUGGACAGAAAGAAGUAUUUUGGAUGGAAAAACCCUUUAAAUUUAUAAAUAAUUGGACAGAAAGUAGUAUUUUGGAUGGAAAAACCCUUUAAAUUUAUAAAUAAUUGGACAGAAAGUAGUAUUUUGGGUGAAAUAAACCUUUAAAACUACAAGUACUUGGACAGAAAGUAGCAUUUUGAGUGGAAUAAACCAUUAAAACUAUCAAUAUUUGGACAGAAAGUAGUAUUUGGGAUGGAUUAAACCUUUAAAACCAUUAAUACUGCUAACAACACAUUCCUAGUAUGAAGGUAGAAAUUUACUUCCUUCAAUAAAGUUCCUGUAGAUGAUCAAACCAGCUGAUUCUGAGGAAGUCAGAUUUAACUGAUUUCCUAUAGAAUGAUUCCAUGUUUAUUUUAAAGGUGAAUACGUUGUGAUUAAAUGCUGCUACUGUAUGUUCUGAAUGACCAUUAAUGACGUUUUGCAGUUUAAUGAUGCUGUAACACACUCUACACCUAUACAAUAAAAACUGUUUAAAGCAA